CUGCGCGAGUCCAACAUGUCUGUGGUCUACCCCACUCUCCUGCUCUGCGUGUACGGCUUCUUCUCCAACCUGCGACCGUCGGAACCCUUCCUCACCGCGUACCUGAUGGGGCCGGACAAGAACCUGACAGAAACCCAGAGUCGGUAAGCGAUAUCCAAUCACAAGCGGUCAUUCAGGAGAUGUCUUCAUGCAAGUUGUGAACUGACAGACUUGGAGCUGACAACUUGUAAUCACCUCACUAAGGAUGGGUUUGUUCCUAAACGUCAUGCAUGGAGGUCGUCAAUGAAAUCUACCCAAUAUGGACCUAUUCCUACCUGGUGUUGCUGUUUCCCAUCUUCCUGGCCACUGACUACCUCUGUUAUAAGCCUGUAUUGAUUCUACAGGCCACCAGCUUAAUAGUGACCCAUGUUAUGCUGCUGAAGGCACAAGGCCUCCUGGCCAUGCAGCUCCUUGAGUUUUUCUUUGGGCUGGCCACAGCCUCGGAUGUGGCCUACUACUCCUACAUCUACAGCGUGGUGGAGCCGGCACACUACCAGAGAGUGACUGGUUACUGCCGGAGCAUUACUCUGUUUGGCUUAGCUACUGGAUCUCUGAUCGGUCAGCUCCUGCUCUCCGUGGCCAAAAUUCAGCUGCUCCACCUCGUCGUUAUCUCGCUGACGUCGGCCUCGGUGGCAUUUGUUGCUCCCUGGUUUCUGCCCAUGGCCAAGAGGAGCUUGUUCUUUCACGAGAGUCCAGGAGCAGUGGAGGAGAGGCCGCGGAGCAACAGCACAACCUCGCUGGAGAAAGUGCCGCUGAACACCCAGGACGCCUCCAUGAUAUCUGGGCCCUCGGGGAAAAGAAGCGAAAGCAGGGGUCUGGUGGACGUGCUGCGGUUGUUGUUCGAUGACUUCCUGCAGUGCUACAGAUGCCGCCCUCUGCUGGCGUGGUCGCUGUGGUGGGCUCUGGCCACCUGCGGCCACUUCCAGGUCGUCAACUACGCUCAAGCACUUUGGGAGAACAUUCGUCCAUCCCAUGACUUUGAAAUCUACAACGGCUAUGUAGAGACACUGUCCAUGCUACUAGGGGCCCUGGCAGCUCUGCUGGUGGGCUACCUGCCUGUGUGCUGGGCUCUGUGGGGGGAGCUGGUACUGUGUGUCCUCUCCCUGCUGAUGGCCGUGUGUGUGUUUGUCAUGGACAUGACGGCGAACAUAUGGAUGUGUUACGCAUCGUACAUCCUCUUCAGAGCCAUAUACAUGCUGCUGAUCACCGUGGCCACAUAUCAGAUCGCAGCCAGUCUCAACAUGCAGCGCUACGCUCUGGUGUUUGGAGUGAACACCUUCAUGGCUCUGCUGCUGCAGUCUCUGCUCACUGUGGUGGUGGUGGACUCGGCUGGCCUCGGCCUCGAUGUCUUCACUCAGUUUUUCAUCUACGGUGGCUACUUUGCUGUCAUCUCGUUGAUCUUCCUCAUCGCUGGACUUUACAAAGUGGCCUCCAGGAGGCGCUUCGAGCAGGAGGUCCUGUCUAACAGCCCAGCAGAAACAGAGUCAGACUCUCCUCCAAUCAGUGCUGCUGCUGAUAGCGCAUAGUGAUAUAUAGACUGUCAGGUGCUGAAGCAGCAGAGGUGAGUGAGCACAGAGACUUCACAAAGUGAGCUUCACUUAUCUCUCCAGCCUCAGUUUCUUUAUUGUGUCAAAGUGUAAUGUGACACAGUAGAGGGGAGAAGCUCAAUAUAAACUUAUUAAAAUGCUUCUAGCUAUAAUCAUCCACAUUGAUGGAACUCUAGAAGGAGCUGACACACACCCAGUAUUGAUGUAUUAUCAUUGUUUUGUUGUUAUGAGUAAUGUGUUACACUUGCACAUCCAGCACUCAUGGAGAUGAGCUGGUGUGGACAACAGACUGUUUACUAAAACAAGCAUGUUACAGUGAGUUUAUUACAGUUGGUUCCCUGAAAACAGCUGUCUGCUGCUACAGGUGACUUAUUUAAUGACUAAAAGCACUUGAUGAUGGCACUGAGACAGAGUUAUUCAGUAUAAUCAAAACAAUGAGCAGGUUCACUCGUGAAGGACCACUUUCUCUUUGAAUUCUAAUCAUUCGACCACACUUUGCUGAUCAUAGAGAAUGCUUCGUCUGCUGUAAGUCACACAGUUUUACAAAUGUUCAGAUUUGUAAAUGUCUCUCUCCCAGCUUAUUGAAGUCGAUGCCUUAUGCUCUUCAGACUACUGGUGACAAAGCAACAGGCUGUGAGUCAUUCCUUUCAAUGGAAGCCGGUGAUGUGAAGUUUGAAAUGACACUUAGUGCUGCUAGAUGUGCUACAAAUCAAAGUUGAGCUGGUCUUAACUCUCAGUAGCAACUCGGCAACAGUGUAGCUGGCUGCAUCAGCCUUUGUCUCAUAGUUUGCACAUUAGAUUUGAUGUCGAAAGCUGAAAAACACAAAGAAUGUUUCCUUCUCAGGACAGCUGUUCCUGUCUGUGUUACAUACACCAGCCAAAAAGAUGUUUAUAUUUAUAUUUAUUUAUAUUCAUAUAUAUAUAUAUAUACCUAAGUAUUAGCACUGAUAAGCAGUAUCAGUAUCAAGGCUUAUUAAUAACCUGUCUGUAAUGAACACAAUGCUGUUGAAGCUUGAAAUGUUACACCUGCACCAUGUUUGCCAUGGUUAGGCUGCUUCUUUCUAUAUAAUUAUAUUCCAUACAAGAUUCUUUUUUAAAGCUAAAUGACCCAUUAGUGGGUUUGGACAAAAUGCCUUAAAAGAGCAAAAGUACCUUCAGCUGCUUCGUCUUUAAAAGACAAAUGUGUAAACUUGUUAAGAGUUUAGUUUGUUGCUGUCAACAAAUCCAAUGAAAAGACCAAAACUGUCAAUAUUUGAAUCCGUUAAUACGCGUAGUUUAAUACUUUGAUUUAUUUGUAAUGUGAACGUGGUAUGCCACACCUAGUAAACUCUUAAGCCUCUGACAUAGCUGUGGUUUGCAGCUUCACUGAGCAUUUUGGGCAGCAAGAGGGUGUGUGUGAAAAUUAGUCAAAAUAUACCAAAGUGUGCAGGAUCAUCUUGAUGGUGGAACAUGACACCGAGUGCACCACUGAUGGUAUUAAAAAAAUUGGGAAAAGAAUGGAGCUUUGGGCAAGAAGCUGAACCCAAAAUUGCUGCCGCUGGUUGGCUAGCAGCACCAUGUUUGGUAGCCUGUGCCUUCUCUGUGUGUGAAUGGGAAAAUGAGGCGUAAAUUGUAAAGCGUUCUGGAUGAAGGCUCUUAUAAAUGCUAUCCAUUAGCCAAAGCUUUAUAAUGCCUAUUCCUUUUUCUACUGACCAAAUGUUUUGUCACCCACACACAGUACUUGUACUGUAAAAAUCAUCUAGGCUAUGUGCCAGCCUCUAGUUGUCAUUUAUAUCAUAAACUAAUUAAUGUCUCUCUUAAUAUCGGUACAAAUAAACUGACACCAGUGGUGGAUUAGCAACUUUUGCUAUCUGUAGCUCUUAAAUAAAGAAUACCUUAUUUGCUCUGCAGUACAAUCAUAAGAUAAAGUAGACACAGACUGAAAACAGACUGAAACGCUUGGACAGGGGUAGAGCCAGUGUCUUGUUAUCGGAAGGUCGCUGGUUUGAUUCCCCUGGUCUGCAUGUUUAAGUGUCCUUCAUCAAGAUUCCUAAUUCCUUACUGCCUCUGAUGUGCAUAGGCUGGGCCUUGCAUGGCAGUCUUUGCCCUCAGUGUAUGAAUGUAUGUAUGAAUUACUGUAAGGUGCUUUGGAAGAAAGUCUGCUAAAUGUUCUAGUCUCUCUGUGCUUAUGACAAUUUGUUACAAAUUACGUCAUUUGCCCAUGCGUUUUCCAAUCAACAAGCAAACCAAAUAGCUUGAAUAAAUGUAGAACUUUAAUGUCAGUUAAUCUAUUGUAAUCUGUCUUAUUCAGUCAUGUUUAGAUGCUUGUAUGUAUAGUAAGAAUUUCAAAAUACUAGGUUCAUUAACUGCAAAGAUAAAAAUGUCAAACACUGAAUUUGAGUAUCACUGUUAUUUAUCUGAGCACUUAUUUGUAAUUUUGAAUGACAAUUAUAAAGACGAAUUUCUCUCAGCAUUAAAAACAGAUUUUAUACAUUUGGCCUUUGCUGUGUGAAAUGGUGCCUCUCCUCCUCUUCCUGAGUACUAUGUAUCCUGUAUUCUGUCUAUCCAUUUCUUUUGACAUCAUACUUGACUCGUAGUGAAUUGUAUGAGAGCCGGGCUUUGUGUAAAUGUGUUCAUUCUUCACUUCCGUUAGAUUCUUUGCACUAUUUUUAUACUGUGUCUUACAUGAAAUUCUGUGUGUGUAGUCAUCUGCCAUACAUAACACAAAAAACAGGAUUCUUUGGCAAAACUUUAUGAUUUCUUUGUGAUAGUAUUGCAUAGAGACUGUCCUGUAUAUCUUUUAAAUAAAGAGAUGACAUCACUUUUUAAUGUUUUGUUUUCUGUGUGUACUUGCUUAGUCACAGUGUAAACAUGCUGAUGUGUAGCAUGUUAAAAUGUCAUCAUUUGCUAAUAAUUACGAUACCCAAAGUAAAGCAGAGGCUCAUGGUAAUAUCAUUAGGUCCAGUCAAGUCACAAAUCAAGCCCUAAACUUUUUUCCUCCGACUUCUGAACAAAUCUUUCUCCGUCUGACUGCUGCUUUGCACUGGCAAACACAUCUUCCAUCACGAUCAAAUAACCUGAUUUGCUGUCGUCAGGCUGAUUUAAAGUUUACCUGCAGAAAUUAGUAUUCAAAAGUUAAUCUCUGAGUUUGGAGAUUAAGUUAAGUAAGAGAAUAUAUAUGAAUGGUAAAUAAAAGUGAUGAGUGGUGAUGGCAGGCUGAUGAGUCUAACAUGAGAGAAGGCUGCCAUCUACAGGGAGACACUGUAGUUCUGCAUGAGAAGAUGCAGAAGGAAAAAAAAGACUUGCAUGAGACUGAUGACGGACACAAAGACGUUGUUGUCCUUUUGGCUACAGUUUAAUAGUUUGGAUACAAAACACCUGGAGCAUAACUGAGAAAUGUAAUACACAAUAACAGCCUGCUGGUAAAAAGGAUGACAUUGAUUCAAUUAGCUGUGUCUCUGCUGGUCCUCUAUGACUAAAGUUCAGUUAGAAACUA
Acanthopagrus latus (yellowfin seabream) is the source of this 5061-nucleotide messenger RNA. It is a transcript of the gene slc19a2, whose product is annotated as solute carrier family 19 member 2. The record is from RefSeq and is a predicted model, not a curated record. Gene Ontology annotation, molecular function: vitamin transmembrane transporter activity. Bases 270 to 1565 code for a protein of 431 amino acids. The transcript has 7 exons. Gene Ontology annotation, biological process: transmembrane transport; vitamin transport. Lineage: Eukaryota; Metazoa; Chordata; Actinopteri; Spariformes; Sparidae. Gene Ontology annotation, cellular component: plasma membrane.